GUUCUUGGACUCCACGUAACUCCACACAACAAAAAUCAUACACAUCAAACUUGAUACAAAUAAUGGAUCAAAGUAAUCAACAAAACAAAACACUCGAACCACAUGUACUUGUAUUCCCCAUACCAUUUCAAGGCCCGGUUAACUGUGCUCUCAAGUUGGCCGAGCUCCUAUGUCUUUCGGGCAUCUGUGUCACCUUCCUUAACACCGAACACAUCCACCGCCCUCUUCUCCGCCACACCCAGGUCCUGUCCCGGUUCAGUCGCUACCCCAACUUCAAAUUCGAGACUGUCCCGGAUGGACUUGAGCAUGAAAAACCUGUCUCUGGAGACGGGUUCAUGGAGGUCAUGGCUGCUGUAGAUGCGGUGAGUAAACCUCUUUUUCGGGAGAUGAUGGUUUCGGGUAGUUUAAGUCGAAAAUCGGAUAGGCCGGUGACUGUUAUGAUACCGGAUGCUUGCUUCAGUUUUGCGGUGGAUAUCGCGAUAGAGGCGUCGGUUCCGGUGAUUUGCUUUGAGACCGUGAGUCCAUGCUGCUUGUGGACUUCGUAUUUGAAUCUUCCUACUCUUAUUGAAGCUGGGGAUGUCCCCUUUAAAGGAAAUGAUCUAGAUCAGUUCAUAAAAAGUGUACCAGGAACAGAACACAUUAUUCGAAGACGGGAUCUUGCUAGCUUUUGUCGUACCAACGAUUUGUCGGACCCGGUAAUCAAACUCAUCGUCAAAGAAGCUCACUCGGUUCCUCGAACUCAAGGUCUCAUACUCAAUACAUUUGAAGAGUUGGAUAGUCUCAUACUCAAACACAUGCGAAAGCUUUGUCCAAAUAUUUACACCAUAGGCCCACUCCACACUCUUCACAAAACUCAAGUUACGGCUAACACAACAAAACAAUCGGAAGAAACCACCUUUUCUAACAGUGUUUGGAAGGAAGAUAGAACUUGCUUGAACUGGCUCGAUAAGCAUGAUCCAAAAACUGUCAUUUACGUCAGCAUAGGUAGUCUUGCAACCAUGACAGUUGAACAACUUCUUGAAAUAUGGUAUGGUGUGGUAAAUAGUGUGAAACCUUUUUUGUGGGUGAGACGACCAGGGUCGAUCACUGGUGGGUAUGAUGAAUCUAAGGUUCCGCCAGAGCUACUAGAGCGUACAAAAGAAAUCGGGUGUAUAGUAGAAUGGGCCCCACAAGAAGAUGUACUCGCCCAUCCGGCCAUUGGUGGGUUUUUGACACAUAGCGGAUGGAACUCGACUAUAGAGAGUAUAGCGGAGGGUGUUCCCAUGGUUUGUUGGCCAUACUUCGUGGACCAACAAGUGAAUAGUCGAUUUGUGGAAGAGGUAUGGAAAAUGGGAGUAGACAUGAAAGAUACUUGUGAUCGUUUGCGAGUUGAAAAGGCGGUGAGGGACAUUAUGGAUUCAAAACAUAAUGUAUUUACGCAACAUGCACGUACUUGGGAAAGUUUGGCUAAAGAGUCGAUAAGUAAGACGGGUUCAUCAUCUAAUCAUGUUGGUCGGCUAAUUGAUGAUAUUUUAGCAAUGAGCUCGACUUGAACCUAAAGUAAAGAUGUUGAGGUAUGUGCUAAAAUUGUAUUGGGGAGAUACGAGUACUAUUGUUGAAUUUGUAUGUACUUUUGUUGAAUUUGUAAGAUACAUAAGUUAAUAUAUGAAUAUGGACAUAAGACAACUUCUCAAAUAAACUUGUUAUA
Molecule: messenger RNA, 1687 nt
Organism: Helianthus annuus (common sunflower)
Lineage: Eukaryota; Viridiplantae; Streptophyta; Magnoliopsida; Asterales; Asteraceae
Product: 7-deoxyloganetic acid glucosyltransferase
Exons: 2
Coding region: 63-1532 (489 amino acids)
Molecular function (GO): UDP-glycosyltransferase activity
Source: RefSeq, a predicted model, not a curated record